UUUCCUGCUGUGGGUUGAGAGCUACAGAGGAGUCUCCAGAUGCUCCAGAGCCUGGGCUCAAAGGCCCUCGAGUCUCUGCAGCAAAAACCAUCAUCGAGUCUGAAGGUAUCCUGAGCCCUGAUCUCACACAGAGUUUAUUGCUACUGCCCAGUUCCCACCUGCCAGCUCAUGUUUGCUUUCCUGCUGCUAGAAAAUGAGGAAGGAGCAGCCCAAGGCCUCCCUGGCCUUUCCCCGUUUCCUUUUGUGGAGCAGGAAGGGAUUGGAGGUGUCCCUGUCCUGGAGCAGCUGCCCCAAGGCCUUCUCCUGCCCCAAGUGCUACCAGCUCCUGGCCCCGUUGCUGGGGGCUGGUUGCUGAGUUCCAGUUCUGGCAACAAUAGCCCAGCGCCCAGUGACCUGUGGAGGCAGCCGCAGCGCCUGGGCAGGGCUGAGCGGGUUGGCCACAGGCAGGCAUGGAGCUGCGGUGGCACAGACCGUAUGUCCCGCAGAGCACUCUUGAGACAGACUUCCCUCUGCCUCUGUGCAGGUGAGAACCUUGCCCACUGCUGGCCCUGGGCAGGGGGAAACCCCUGCCCCCCUCCCCAGGCAAUGCAGGAUGGAGAGCUGGGGACUGUGUGCCCUCACCCCAGCUGUGCUGUCAGGACUUGUCCAGCCCUGCUGCCCCUUUGUUUUACCAGGGCCAGUGUGGAGGUGGGAGGGGUGCAAGUGUCCAAGCACUGCUGGAGCUGGCUGCUGGGAAUGAAGCAGCCCUGGGCCAGACAUGGAGACCCCCAUCCCUAGGGUCCCUAUACCCCUAUCCAGCCCUGACAGCUAUCAGGGCAAGAUUCUGCUUCCCCUGGAGACAUUGCAGAGGAGAUGCAAUGCCCCAGGGCCUGGACAAACAUGUCCUCUGCCCCACUCAAGCCCCUGGGGAGCUGCCACCUGUGGCAUGAAGCCUUCAUGUCUCCUUCCCACCUGCAGUGACCAGUAUGUGAUGCUGUGGGGGCCCCGUCAUGCCCUGGUGCUGAAGCAGGCUGUGCGCUGGAAGUAUACCCCCAUGGGCCAGGAGGCUGUGGGCCAGAGCUGGUCCACAGGGCUGAGCAGCUGGAGUGAGAGGGAAGACGCGUGGUACACAUUGCCUGGCAGCAGCACUCGCCCGGCCUUCCAGCACUGGUAUCAGGCCCAUGCUGGGCGGGAGCAGGACUGCCUGCCCCAAGGUAAGGAGCUGGGCAGAGACAGGCUGUCCUGGACCAGGGGGAGGUGGAGCAGGAGAGCACUGAGAGAUGGCAGCAGACUGGAGGGAAGAAGCAGGGUUCAUGAGACAAAGCUGUGUGUUCCCUCUCCUGCUGGCUCUGCUUGCUGCCCUACAGCUUACGCCCAGCACCUGCGGGAGGUGGCAUGCUGGGACCCUGUCGUCCCUGCUCAAUACCUGGGACUCAGCACCCGCUGGGGAGCCUUCCUGUGGCAGGAGAAACCCAUCCGGGGGAAGGAGUACAUUGUCACCCGCAACCAGAGCCCCAGGGAGCUAGGGGGCAGCUCGGGCUAUGUCCCCAGCCUCUCCUUCUGCCAACCCCCUUUCACUACCAGGGACAUCCACAGCUGGAGUCAUCUCUACCACCAGCCCUCCACCAACCAGUAAACACUGUCCUACAGGAUUCCCCCUGGGCUGUUCUUGUGGACAGAGGAUGGAGCAGCAGUGAUGGGGGCGGACACGGUGACUCCAGCUGCUGAGGGGGGCUCGGGGGCUUGCGGGGGGGGGUGUGCACACCCUGUGCAGGGCCUUUGGGUCUUGGUGCAGGGCUUGGCUGGUAGAGGCAUGACAGGACUCCUGCAACCUGCUUUCCCCUGGUAGCACUAAGCACCCAACUACCACAAGUCUUCUCUGUGCACUUUCCUUAGUCCUUAAGA
Molecule: messenger RNA, 1884 nt
Organism: Struthio camelus australis
Lineage: Eukaryota; Metazoa; Chordata; Aves; Struthioniformes; Struthionidae
Source: RefSeq, a predicted model, not a curated record